AGUUUUUUGUGGUGUUAGCCCCUUAGGUGUGCAUGUUGAUGAAGCGGGGAAGGAGAAAAUUUGGUCUAACCAGUAUGUUGAUCUGUGGUCGCUGGUGUCUGCGGACCAACAUACGAUUGACAAGGAACGCAUGCCCCAGUCGGAAAAAACUUCUCCCUCUAGGACUAAAGUGGCGAAGACCAUGGGCAAUUGGUUACAGGCAUUUGCAGUUUUGGGGUCUAUAAUGGGUGAAAAGCAUCCGGAGCGGUGCUCCGAGCUUUUUAUUUACAUGGACUCGGUGUAUAGUGCUUAUAAGGCUCAUGGGGCUCUGCGUGGUGGCGGUAUGACGAGGAAUUUCGUCGCCGCUUGUCUUUGCAGCCGGAUGUUGGUUGUUGAGUUAAGGCGACCGAUGUUUGGUUGCGUUUGAUGAUGGCUCAGAGGGCGCAGCCCUUUCAGCAGGGAGCCGCUGGUCAAACGGGGACUACCGGGCCGGCGGCCGUGCGUCGACCCGGGGCUUGCUGGUUAUUUAAUGAGGGACAUUGUCGUUUCCUCAGCUUGUGUAAAUACAAGCAUGAGUGUUCUGCAUGCGGGGGGUCUCACGCUGUAGACAGGUGUCAGCGGGCUGCCAAGCAGCCCGGCCGGGCGCCCUCUGUUGCUGAAGGACCCCGGUGAACGUGGACAUGAUGUGCCCGUGGUUAGAUCAGUACCCCAAUAAGGAGGAUGCUUUAGUCUUGUUAGAGGGUUUUCGUCAUGGUUUCUUUAUUCCGUUUAUUUUAGGACAGGUUUCUCCUUCCUACCCUGACAACUUGAAGUCGGCCAGGGAGCACCCUGAGGUGCUACGGGAGAAAAUUGGUAAGGAGGUUUCUUUAGGCCGUUUUGAGGGGCCUUUUAUGUCCCCCCCUUUUUUAUAAUUUGCGGGUGUCCCCCCCUGCGGUUGUCCCUAAGAAGGAGGUCGGGAAGUUUCGCAUGAUUCACCACCUUUCGUAUACGAAAGGUUCCUCGGUGAAUGAUGGUAUUUCUAAAGAGGAUGCAACGGUUUCUUAUGUUUCCUUUGACCGGGUGGUGGCCCUGGUUCGGGGUGUUGGGGAAGGGGCAUUGAUGGCAAAGUCUGACAUUGAAUCGGCUUUUCGCUUGUUGCCAGUGCAUCCGGAAUGCUAUCACUUACUGGGUUGCCGUGUGGAUGGGGCUUUUUAUUAUGAUGUUUGCCUGCCUAUGGGUUGUGCUAUUUCCUGCCGGUAUUUUGAGAUGUUUGGAUCGUUUUUGGAGUGGGUUGUCCGUUUUGAGACAGGCAGCCGUUCGGUUAUUCACUAUCUGGAUGAUUUUUUGUUUGUUGGCCCGGAUGGGUCUCCCAGAUGUGUUUUUUUGUUGGAUACUUUUCGUUUUUUCAUGCAGAAGUUUGGUGUGCCUUUGUCUGCUGAGAAGACGGAAGGCCCUUCCACAGUUAUUUCGUUUUUGCGUAUAGAAAUAGAUUCUGUGGCAAUGGUUUUUAGACUACCGGCAGAGAAGUUGGAGAGUUUGCUCUUAUUGGUUGAAAGUUUUUGUGGUGUGCGAAAAGUGACGCUGCGACAAGUGCAGGUUUUAUUGGGACAUUUGGUUUUUGCUUGCCAUGUCAUGCCCAUGGGUCGUGUUUUUUCUAGGCGAUUGUCAUUGGCCACCAAGGGCGUUUCUUGCCCUUCUCAUCAUAUCCACAUUUCAAAGCAAAUGCGUUCAUAUGUUUUGGUGUGGAGAGAGUUUUUGAGGAAGUAUAAUGGUCACACGUGUUGGUUGGGGGAAGAGUUGUCCAAUGCUGAGCUUCAAUUGUUCACGGAUGCGGCUGGCUCCGUGGGUUUUGGUGCCUUUUUUCAAGGGGAAUGGUGUGCUGAGUUGUGGCCGCCUGAGUGGCUUAUGAUGUGGUAGGCGUGAAGUGUUCCGGGCAGUCUGUAGGUUACGUGCCCGUUUAGGGAUAGGUAGCCCUGACUGUACGGAACGGCAGGGGUUAACAUAGAGCACAGUAUAGUUCCCCCUCCCCCCUGCUUUCCCGGGUUGUAGGAGGGGAAUAAAGGCACGCCCAGGAUAUUAUUAGGUCCACCCCACCCCCUGGUGAUUCCUUUUGUGCUCACCAGCGCUCCUGAGAAGACAGCUUCCCUCCCUCCCUGUUGUUUCAAUUUGUUUGUAUAAUUUUUGUAUUCUUAGCGGCUGUGCACUUUGUUGUGAGGUGCAUGGUUACUUGUUACCCCUUAUAAAAAAAUAAAAAUAAAAAAUAAACAAAAAUAAUAAAUGGUUGUUAAUUUUUCACAUAUAUAUAUACAUGAUGUUUAUAUUACUUUACGGGCACUUUUUACUUUUGCACUUUGUUACUUGGACAGUUACUGUUUGCUGUCUAUUGUUUACUGACUGUAUUUUCUUUGUAUGCAAGUCACAGCUGGCUUGAGGAGAGGAGAUUUGAGAAGUGACGGCCCUAGGCACUUUUGCCCGCCGGGAGUCCGGCGGCUGGCAAUACCGCUUCGGCUGAAGUAGCCAAUCAGAGAGCAGCACUACUCAAAUAGAACUCCCAGGAGGAGCAGCGUGUCACACAUGUGAUGUCAUAACCAUUGUCCACCAGGGAGCAGCACUGAGCAGAAA
Molecule: messenger RNA, 2580 nt
Organism: Hyla sarda
Lineage: Eukaryota; Metazoa; Chordata; Amphibia; Anura; Hylidae
Exons: 2
Coding region: 946-1875 (309 amino acids)
Source: RefSeq, a predicted model, not a curated record